Messenger RNA from Psylliodes chrysocephalus, 702 nucleotides. NCBI's taxonomy places the organism in Eukaryota, Metazoa, Arthropoda, Insecta, Coleoptera, Chrysomelidae. The record is from the annotation of a GenBank genome assembly.
GUCUCACAAAUGUCAUUUAAAGUCAUGUCAAAAUUUCGGUCAUACUGAUUUCAAAUUAUUGACAAAAAUUAAUUGUGGAACAUUUUAAGAUGAAUUAGGAAGCAUUUAAUUAUAUAACGGAAAUAUGGGAAGUCGUCAAAGUCUUCAGAAACGUAAAGAUGAUUCUGUAUUAAACGGCAAUAUUUACAAAGAUGUUCAAAUUCCCGGAGAUGUUUCGAGAGUUAUUUCAAAGUUCAUUUUGGCACUCUCCGAUGGAUACUUCUAUCCGUGCAUGAUUAUGAGACCGACUACGGAUGGCUAUGUGGUCUACUUUUUUUACUUAAAAGAAGAGCGAGAAAUACCAUCGAACGUAAUCAUUGGUAAUCUGUGGUAUUUGAUAAAUUGCGAAGUUUCGUUUACUGAUAUAAAUGGGAACAUCGCAACCGGACGAAUCGUUGGAACGGAUUUCAAAUCUACAGAUACAGAUCGCGAACAACCAAUGAAUUUUUUUAUUUACUGUAACGACGCUUGCAGAACAAUUUCAUUCCCUUACAUAUUUUUGUCUACACAGCAGGCCAGGAUGUUAUGCGGAUAAUUUUUUUUUUUGGAAUGUAAAUACAAUCCGUUUUGAUAAGAUUAUUAAAUUUUUGGUUUAAAGUGAAACAAAACAUUACAAUCACCCUAACAUUUUCAAACUGUAACAGCAUAUUUGUUUUUUUUUUU